CCCCUCACCCACACAGCACCCUAUUCUCUUUCUCUCUCCAGAAUUAUAAAGAUUUUGUUCAACAAAAAAAAAAAACCAGCAAGAAGGAAAUAUAUACAGGGAGGCUGAAAACAAGAACCAACGCCAAACACUUCCUAUCAAGGCAAUGAAGUAUACUUCAUCUGAGGCAGUCUCAUCCUCCUCGUCUUCUGCACCCGCGUUAUCCGACCAAUCGCCUCCCGCCACCUCAUCGUCGUCGAUAGUCUCCGUUGAUGACCUUGCAACUUCCGUUGGGUCCAGGGACGGGAGUGGUGGCGCGGCAGAAACCGUGACUAUCGAUCGGCGGGGCGAGUUCUCCGCCGUGUGCCGAUGGACGAUUCACAAUUUUCCAAAAAUCAAAGCUAGGGCACUGUGGAGUAAGUACUUCGAGGUUGGCGGCUAUGAUUGCCGGCUCCUUGUUUACCCUAAAGGAGACUCGCAGGCACUGCCGGGAUACAUCUCUAUCUAUCUCCAAAUCAUGGACCCUCGCGGCACCUCCUCCAAAUGGGACUGCUUCGCUAGCUACCGUUUGGCAAUCGUGAACCUAAACGACGAUUCCAAGUCCAUUCAUCGAGAUUCGUGGCACCGAUUUUCAAGCAAGAAGAAAUCUCACGGUUGGUGCGAUUUCACACCCUCCUCUACUGUGUUUGAUUCCAAAUUGGGUUAUUUAUUCAAUAACGAUUCUGUUCUAAUUACCGCCGACAUUUUAAUCCUAAACGAAUCCAUUAAUUUCAAUCGAGAUAAUAAUGACGUACAAUCUGCAUCCUCAUCUAUGAUUUCCUCGUCAAUGGCGGCCAGCCCUGUGUCUGAUGUUUCGAGUGGCAAGUUCACUUGGAAGGUACAUAAUUUUAGUUUGUUUAAAGAGAUGAUAAAGACACAGAAGAUAAUGAGCCCAGUGUUCCCUGCUGGCGAGUGUAAUUUGAGGAUAAGUGUGUACCAGAGUUCAGUGAAUGGGCAAGAGCAUUUGUCAAUGUGUUUGGAGAGUAAGGACACUGAGAAAAGCAUUGCCUCAGAUAGGAGUUGUUGGUGUUUGUUCAGAAUGUCGGUGUUGAAUCAGAGGCCUGGGUCCAACCACAUGCACAGGGACUCCUAUGGAAGGUUUGCCACUGAUAAUAAGGCUGGGGACAAUACUAGUUUGGGUUGGAAUGAUUAUAUGAAGAUGACGGAUUUUGUAGGGCUAGAUUCAGGGUUUUUGGUGGAUGACACUGCUGUAUUUAGCACAUCUUUUCAUGUGAUCAAGGAGUUCAGUAGCUUUUCAAAGAAUGGAGGGUUGAUAGGUGGGAGGAGUGGGACUGGGGCAAGGAAGUCUGAUGGGCACCUGGGGAAGUUUACAUGGAGGAUUGAGAAUUUCACAAGGUUGAAGGAUCUUCUGAAGAAAAGGAAGAUUACAGGACUUUGCAUCAAGAGCAGGAGGUUCCAAAUUGGAAACCGAGAUUGUCGUCUCAUUGUUUAUCCCCGAGGGCAGUCUCAGCCUCCAUGCCAUCUUUCUGUGUUUCUUGAAGUUACAGAUUCAAGGAAUAAUUCCUGUGAUUGGAGCUGUUUUGUGAGUCACCGAUUGUCAGUUGUAAACCAAAGGAUGGAGGAGAAGUCUGUCAUGAAGGAAUCUCAGAAUCGCUACUCCAAAGCUGCCAAGGAUUGGGGAUGGCGUGAAUUUGUGACGCUUACCAGUCUGUUCGAUCAAGAUUCUGGGUUUCUAGUUCAGGAUGCUGUUGUAUUUUCUGCAGAGGUUCUUAUUCUAAAAGAAACAUCCAUAAUGGAGGACUUUGCUGAUCAAGUUACCGAGUCAAACCCUACUGCUUCCCAGACUGAUGCAGUUGGCAAAAGAAGCUCAUUUACAUGGAAGGUGGAGAACUUCUUGUCCUUCAAGGAAAUAAUGGAAAACCGGAAAAUCUUUAGCAAGUUCUUUCAAGCAGGUGGAUGUGAGCUUCGGAUUGGUGUGUAUGAGUCCUUUGACACCAUUUGUAUUUACCUAGAGAGUGACCAGUCAGUUGGAAGUGAUCCAGAUAAAAACUUCUGGGUUAAAUACAGGAUGGCUGUGAUGAACCAAAAAAACCAAGCCAAGACUGCAUGGAAGGAAUCGUCAAUAUGUACAAAGACAUGGAAUAAUUCUGUUCUGCAAUUUAUGAAGGUCUCAGAUAUGUUGGAAGCAGAUGCAGGGUUCCUUGUUCGUGACACUGUUGUCUUUGUUUGUGAAAUAUUGGAUUGCUGCCCUUGGUUUGAGUUUUCUGAUCUAGAGGUUUUGGCAUCUGAGGACGAUCAAGAUGCUUUAACAACAGAUCCUGAUGAACUCAUAGAUUCUGAAGACCAUGAAGGAAUGAGUGGUGAUGAGGAAGAUAUUUUUAGAAACCUUCUUUCUAGAGCUGGCUUUCACCUCACAUAUGGAGAUAAUCCUUCCCAGCCUCAGGUCACUUUAAGAGAAAAGCUCUUAAUGGACGCUGGGGCUAUUGCUGGUUUUUUGACUGGAUUACGUGUUUACCUUGACGACCCUGCCAAAGUAAAGCGUUUGCUUCUUCCAACCAAGCUAUCUGGUAGUAACGAUGGAAAGGUGUCAAAGCCCGAUGAAUCUUCCCCCAGCUUGAUGAAUUUGCUGAUGGGAGUUAAAGUGUUGCAGCAGGCAAUUAUUGAUUUGCUUUUGGAUAUAAUGGUUGAAUGCUGCCAACCUUCAGAAGGAACUUCAAACGACGAGUCUUGUGAUGCAAACUCAAAAACCUCUCUUCAUGGCAAUGGUGCUGCCAGUCAGCCAGAAUCUGAUAGGGAAAACGGAGCAGCAGAGUCUGCAGAGUUUCCUAUAUUUGAAAGAUUGGAUUCUGGCAUACUUGAUGCUAGCAGCACAUCUGCUGUACAAAGCUCUGAUGUGGACGGAGUUGAUGGACCACAAAAAGCUGUCUCUGGACAGCCAAUUUGUCCACCAGUGCCAUCUGCUUCUGGUUCUUCUGAAACUUCUUCCAUUCGCUGUAAGACCAAGUGGCCAGAGCAAUCUGAGGAGCUCUUGGGGUUGAUUGUAAACUCACUGAGGGCCCUUGAUGGAGCAGUUCCACAAGGGUGUCCUGAGCCAAGGCGCCGGCCCCAGUCUGCCCAGAAGAUUGCUCUUGUACUGGACAAAGCUCCUAAGCAUCUGCUGCCAGACCUAGUUGCUUUGGUUCCAAAAUUGGUUGAGCAUUCUGAACAUUCAUUGGCUGCAUAUGCGCUUCUAGAACGACUUCAGCAUCUGGAUGCAGAGCCAUCACUGCGGGUACCUGUUUUUGGUGCUCUCACUCAGCUUGCAUGUGGCAGUGAUGUUUGGGAACGAGUGCUGUUUCAAUCUUUUGAGCUUUUGGCAGAUGCAAACGAUGAACUUCUCACAGCAACCAUAGAAUUUAUAUUCAAAGCCGCAUCCCAGUGUCAACAUCUCCCUGAAGCAGUCAGGUCUGUCCGUGUUAGGCUAAAAAGAUUGGGUCCUGAGGUGUCUCUUUGUGUCCUUGAUUUUAUGAGCAAAACUGUAAAUAGCUGGGGAGAUGUUGCUGAAAUGAUACUCAGUGAUAUUGAUUGUGAUGUUGAUAAUUGGUCAACCUCAUCUUGUGGCCUCUUUUUGUUUGGUGAAAAUGGACCUACCACCGAAAGGUUGCAUGUGGUGGAAGAGCAGACUAUGUGUGUGAGUCAGUAUUUUUCUGAUACAUACAUCCUUAUUGAGAUGUUAUCCAUACCUUGUCUUGCUGUUGAAGCUUCUGAAACGUUUGAGAGAGCCGUAGCUUGUGGUGCCAUCGUGGCUCAAUCCGUAGCAGUGGUCUUGGAGAGGCGCCUUGCUCAAAAAUUGAAUUUUAAUGCCAGGUUUGUUGCUGAAAAUUUUCAGCACCCAGAUGCAGUGGGAGAGGGAGGGAGAGAAGUCAGUGAACAGUUGAGAGUCCAGCUAGAUGAUUUUGCAUCUGUUCUUGGUCUUGCUGAGACAUUGGCACACUCUGUAGACGAUCAUGUUAAGGGUUUCGUGAAGACACUUUACAUGUUGUUGUUUAAAUGGCAUGCUGAUGAAUCUUAUAGGGGGAAAAUGCUGAAGAGGCUUGUUGACCGUGCUACCAGUAAUACUGAUGCAAGUCACGAUGUAGAUGUGGAUUUGGAUAUAUUGUCUCUUUUAAUUUACGAGGACCAGGAGAUUGUGAAACAUGUUCUUAGUAUGAUGAGGGAAGUAGCUGAACUUGCAAAUGUUGAUCGGGCAGCUCUUUGGCACCAGUUAUGUGCAAGUGAAGAUGAAAUCAUUCAAAUGCGUGAAGAGAGGAAGUCUGAAGUUACCAAUUUGGUUAGAGAAAAAACGGUGUUAUCCCAAAAGUUGAGCGAAUCAGAGGCCGUUAAUAAUCGUCUCAAGACUGAAAUGAAAGCUGAGAUGGACCGCUUCGCCCGUGAAAAGAAGGAUCUUUCUGAGCAAAUUCAUGAAGUUGAGAGUCAACUUGAGUGGAUCCGGUCAGAGCGAGAUGAUGAGAUUGCAAAGCUUACUGCAGAGAAGAAAGCACUUCAGGAUCAUCUUCAUGAUGCUGAAACACAACUCUCUCAACUAAAGUCCCGGAAACGGGAUGAACUUAAGAAAGUAUUGAAGGAGAAAAAUGCUCUAGCCGAAAGGUUAAAGGGUGCUGAAGCUGCUCGGAAAAGAUUUGAUGAAGAAUUGAAAAGGUACGCUACAGAGAAUGUCACUCGGGAGGAAAUCCGUAAGUCACUGGAAGAUGAAGUUCAGCGAUUGACACAAACCGUUGGUCAAACUGAAGGAGAAAAGAGGGAGAAAGAAGAGCAGGUUGGUCGGUGUGAGGCAUAUAUUGAUGGGAUGGAAUCAAAAUUGCAGGCCUGCCAGCAAUAUAUUCACACCCUUGAAGCUUCACUGCAAGAAGAGAUGUCUCGGCAUGCCCCUCUUUAUGGUGCUGGUUUGGAAGCCCUGUCAAUGAAAGAACUGGACACACUUUCUCGUAUUCAUGAGGAAGGCCUCAGGCAGAUUCAUGCCCUUCAACAGCGCAAGGGCAGUCCUGCUGCUAGCCCUCUUGUGAGUCCCCACUCACACCCACACAAUCAUGGGUUAUAUGCUUCUGCACCGCCUCCAAUGGCUGUUGGAUUGCCUCCUUCACUCAUCCCGAAUGGUGUUGGGAUCCACAGCAAUGGACAUGUGAAUGGUGCAGUUGGACCCUGGUUCAACCACAGUUGAAUUCUGCAGUAACAGUUUUUUCUUUCGCCACUAGUGACACUUGUUUACAUAAAGAGCUGGAUGGUAUCUCGAUAUUAAGAGAAGUUCUCGAGGUAUUUCUUGGCGUUUGGACUGAUAGGACUGUUGGAACACGUCGUUGGGAGUAAAGUUGGAAUAGAUGGGCCUCCGUUUUAGGUAAUUGACUGUGAGGGAAUGAUUCCAAUAGAACUAACAGUUGUAACUUGCAAGUGUCAUGCAUACCUGCUUCUUCACAAGGUUAUUAUAGACCUAUUGAAAAGUUUUGUUAAUCA
This is a messenger RNA of Tripterygium wilfordii, 5466 nucleotides long. RefSeq lists its product as uncharacterized. Gene Ontology annotation, molecular function: protein binding. Lineage: Eukaryota; Viridiplantae; Streptophyta; Magnoliopsida; Celastrales; Celastraceae. The transcript is spliced from 10 exons. The coding region runs from base 146 to 5176 and encodes 1676 amino acids. The record is from RefSeq and is a predicted model, not a curated record.